AUGAGUAAUAAAGAAAGAAACCAUAUUCGCAAACUCACAAACUACAGGAUAGAUCAAUGGAAGAUAGAUUUAAUUCAUUUAACUGCGCUCAAUGACUUAGAUGAGAAAUUAUUCAAUACUCUCUUUCCUGCGGCUCAAAAAUCUUUAUCAAAACAUGUUAUUCCAGAAGAUCUCCUUGAGUUGCUACUAUUUGGAUUAAAAUUUACCAAUCCUAGUACAAUCGUUGAUCAAAAAGCUCAAUAUCAAGAAGGCCCAUCAGAAAAAACUCUACAGGCAGCACUUUUCGCAUCCGAUGAUGUGCUUCAAGCUAAAGGAUAUACUGAUGACUUUGGUAUAAAUAUAUGCCUUGUCAAGUUCAUUCUAAAAAGUUGCAAAGAACCAUGUACACUUUAUGAUGUUCCCAAGGAAAUCAUUUUGGCAA
Messenger RNA from Acaulospora morrowiae, 421 nucleotides. The record is from the annotation of a GenBank genome assembly. NCBI's taxonomy places the organism in Eukaryota, Fungi, Glomeromycota, Glomeromycetes, Diversisporales, Acaulosporaceae.